AUGAUUUCUGAUAUAAAAGCGUUUAUCAAAAAGCUUGAGUUUUGGGAACAAAACUUAAUCGAUGGCGAUACCAGGCAUUUUCCUGUUUUUUCAAAAAGUAUAUUUCUAAGUCCAUUAGAACUAUAUGACAGUAAAUGUCAUGUAGAAAUAGUCUCUAACUUGAAGGAUAACGUCAAAAAUCCGAAGACAUCGCUGCGACAGAAAUGGAAGUGAUUGCGUUUCAAAAUGAUUUAGC
Messenger RNA from Acanthoscelides obtectus, 235 nucleotides. NCBI's taxonomy places the organism in Eukaryota, Metazoa, Arthropoda, Insecta, Coleoptera, Chrysomelidae. The record is from the annotation of a GenBank genome assembly.